Molecule: messenger RNA, 2268 nt
Organism: Leishmania mexicana MHOM/GT/2001/U1103
Lineage: Eukaryota; Euglenozoa; Kinetoplastea; Trypanosomatida; Trypanosomatidae
Exons: 1
Coding region: 1-2268 (755 amino acids)
Source: RefSeq, a predicted model, not a curated record
AUGGGACGCUGCAUCCGUCGAGUGUCUGCGGCGGCAGCAGCGCUGCUGAUGGCACUUGUCGCCGCCGCCGCCGUUGCCCCCACCACGGCACGUGCGUACGAUCAUGCGGGCAUCACGGUGGCAGGGGCCUUAAUGGUAGGGCAGAACCUGCAGGGCACAGCAGGCACAAGCCGCAUCCUGAACCCCUUCGCGAUCUGCGCCAACUUCGACACCGCCGACGUGGAGGACACAACCCUCCUCAUCGGGGGUGCCUCGUACUUCUUCACCCUCAACCGCUACAGCACCUAUCUGGGCUUCUGGUACGGCCAGGGCUCGAUGAACUUGAACAGCGGACCAAUCGACAAGGUCCGGCUGACCGGCGUGUUCGGCUGCGUGACGCUGCGCCCCAACCCUAGCAACGCUUUGCCCACCUCUAUCGUCUACUACGUGCAGAACGACGGCUUUCUGUACUGGGUGUCGAACAGCAUUGUGUACCUGACACAGCUAGAAUCCGGCAUCAGCCUCUUCGACGUGACCGUGUACAACAACAGCGUCUAUCUUCUCAGUGCUCAGAAUGUCAUCUACAGGUGCGGCAUAGGCGCCGGUGGGGCCGUAGUGGGGUCAGCCUGUACGCAGAUCCCCCUCACCGGGAGUCCCGCAUUCCAUCAACUCAUCACCGUCUCCUCGGACUUCAGGGGCUUCGCGGUGUCGGCCAGCGGCAUCGUCGUGGCGCCGACCGCGGACCUGUUCUGGUUCGACCUCUCCGGCGCCUUCAUUUCAAAGUCGGCCGGUGUCACAUUCGUGGACGCCAAGUUCACAACCAACAGGGACACCGCGAACAGAGGAGCCCCAGUCUUGAUGGCAGCCUCGACGAGCGCAGUGUACACCGUCGCCACCUCUGGCGCCUCGAUCACGUACACCCUCGUCUCUGGUGAGGAGACCGGGCGGUGCAACCCGGCGCUGAACAAUGUCGACUCCGACACGAGCCCGACCUUCUGCGGUAUCGCCCGCAUCUACCCCUUGAGUACCGACAUGGUGUACAUGACAACCGGCGGCGCGAGUGUUGUUCGUGCCAUCCUAGUGGGCAACACCACCGUCCGCGACACCAUCACCCGCACCCCGUUCCCGGUGUACUUCCUGGACAACUCCUCGAUCAUGCCACUGAUGCUAGACGGCAUGAACUACGAGCUCGUGGCCAACUCGGACAUUCCUUUCCCGUACGUGGCGAUCAACGAAUCCACGCCGGAGGUGGCCGACAGCACGUGGGACACCAGCUUUUCCGUGGAUGUGUCGAAUCGAUUCUUUUCCACGGCGUCGAGCGCGGCGGUCACCAGCACGCCGUUCAUGGGUUCGCUGCAUGGGUUGCAGGCGUACUACAACCGCACGAACCAGAUCCUCUUUGGUGACCCAAACGUGCUGCCCAUGUGCAACCUCACCAAGAUGCACAUGAUCGAGCGCGCCGUGGCCGCUGAUGCCCGCGCCGCCCUGCAGUACCCCUACAUCUACACGUCGAGGGCACAGAACUUCACGGUGAACGCGCAGCCGAACUUGACCCUGCUGAAGCUGCUGAUGCCGUACCCCUUCGGCGAGAUCCUGAAUGAGUCCGGCUUCUUCGAGAACACAACGACCCCGGCGGCGCUCGCGAACGUUCACUUCAACAAGACGAUGCUUGCGGCCGUACGCAACGCCUACGCACCGGACUUCGUGUAUGACUCUAUUUUCGCCGGCAACGCGUUCCCCUUCCACAUCCUCACUGCAGCGCAGCAGCAGGUGGUGCGGUGGGUCAUCUACAUGGCGAUUCAAGAACAACUGGCGAAGUGCGCGGAGAACACCCCCUCCUACCCCGGCUCUGACAGCAGCUCGAGUGACUCGCAGGAUGACAUGGUCCCCGGCUGCGUUCCGCGGGUCGGCAUCAGCAACCUCACCGAGCAGAUGAUCCCGGGGCUGCCUUACAGCAACUUUAACAUCACUGUCUUCAUCCCGGAAAGCCUGCAUUACACCUUCAGCAUCUCGCGCUGCCUCGAUGGCACCGACUGGACAAACGUCACGGAUUACUUGCAAAAUGCGACGAUAACGACCACUCGAAAGUGCGGCACCGGGUGCAUUGUUAGCAUCGCCGUGGCGUCUGCCGUGGUGGCGGCGAUUCUGGUGGUGGCGAUAGUCAUCGUGACCUCGAAGCGGCGGCGCCUCGCCACCGUCGUGGCGCCGGCUUUGACCGUGGAGCCGAAGUUCGCCAGCACGCUAGAUGCGACCAGUGAGGAGGGAAGUCGUAACCCACUGAACGGGUAA